AGUUCGGUACAGAUAGGCAUGGGGAGUAGGUUUUCGCUUCCGCGCCAAUUCUGAUUGAAAACUUACGCGAACAAAAUAUUCAUCUCGAACUUUUGUGUUUUUAUUUUGGGUGAUUUGUGUUUGGUGAUUUUAAUUUGUGUCGUAGGAUAAUUUUCCUGUGUGUUUGUUUCGAAUUUUUGUUUGCAAUGGCAUUUUUUAGACAAUCGGUGUUAUGUUUCUUAACGCUUACUUCUUGUCUAAGAUAUUUCAUUGGAGCUUCGCAGGAUGUGGGAAGUCCGCUGAGGGUAGCUCAAUGCCGAGCCACAUGUCUUCAAAGGUUCGCUAAUGACGGCCCCAAUGGGGAAUCCAUGUGCUUGCAGGGACCCGAUUGUUUUAUGUGCUGGGAAAACUGCGAAUUGCUACAAUCGAACUUCCAAGUUUGGGGGGCUAUGUGCGAGGAAAAAGAAAUAUGUUUUCCGGGUUGUCAAGAAGCUUGUCGUUUCCACGCAAUGGCGGCAGCUCGUUCGCAUCAAACAGAACCCGUAAUCCACACCAAAGGCGAAGGGGUUAUUAGAGUAACGGGAGCUCUGGCGAGAUGGCCGCGACCAUCUUCAGUAGACGCCUCCACUCCUCUAGUUUACGUAGUAAUGAGGAAAGCCCAAAACGGACCGUGGCGACAAAUUAUACAAACACUCGAUCAUACCACCCGAGUGCCUGUCAAUUCGGAUCGAGGAGACGCUAUGCUUAGAGUUCUCGUCGUAGAUCCCCAGGGAUUAGUGACGAUAUACAGUCCCGAUGAGGCUUACGUCCGCGAAAAUAAGAAAAAGAAAAAAACUAUUAAUACAGAAAUAAAAGCGACCACUAGCAGAACAACUCCAGAAACAGCUUGGAUCCUUAGAGAAAUAUCCCUUAUCCACCAGAAAGUUCUGGUUAUCGGUGAAAUCGCUUGGGAACCGAAAGCGAAUCAUGGUGUGUAUUUGGUGACUUGGGAAGUGGACGGAGGAGGUUUGAAAGGAAAUUUAUUCACCGAUUCGACCUGCGUGACCCUCUCUCUAUGGCCCGACACGAUUUAUCAUAUCCAAGUGGAAUUGGUGUCACGUAUUCCCGGUGUAGAGAACAUCAAAUCUGAAAUGAUGGAUUUGGAUACAGGACGCGCGCAGAAAGUUUCAACAGACGAAACGGAUCUUAAUAUCACCGACGAAGAUGAUACGAAUUCGCCUUUGCUCUCGGUGUUGUUCAGUGCCGUGCGCGGUGAAAAAACAAAAAAUAGGUACCAUUAUUUGGAAAUUGUACUGGGAGGUUGUACGGGCGUCGUACUAUUUUGUGUUGUGCUGGUGUUGAUAGUCUACAGGAGUAAAAGGAGAAGAGGUAUGGCGAUGCACAACAUCAUCACAGGAUCGACUUCCGUUAGAAGUAAAAAAUUGGUUGAAGACUUUCCAUUUUAUAAAGAUCUACAGCCAAUAGUAACAGUAAUAGGCACUCCGGGGGUUCAUCAAGGUGCCGAAAUUCCCAAAGUUAGCUACGAAUACCCACCGGUGACUUCUCCAACGAACCAAAGUGAAAAAACUGUGCAAGUGUGACAUCUCUGUAAAAGAUUUUAAAAUUAUCGAUGCGCGAAUGACUGGCUUAUGUUCCUAAGACUGACUAAGGUGAGGUGAAAGGAUUCGCGCGAUGAACUGACUGAUUAGCGAAUACUUUUUUUUUUAAAACGCAAUCUCAAUGUAUAAAUUUGUGUGUAUAAAAACUAGUCCAAAUCAAAAAAAAGUUAAGAUAUUUUAAAUGGAAAUAAAUCGAUUUUGUAUCCAGUUAUUGUAUUUAAAGCUUUAAAGUCUUGUAACUCUUGACGAAGAUGAUGGAAAAAAAACCUUAAAAGUACUGCCCAAGCAAUAUACUUAUCCCAAAACAAAAUUCAUGGCUGAAGGCAGAUCCGGAAGACUUCUUGUGGAAAGACUGUUCUCUGAGCUUUUAGCGCCCAAAAUCUAGCGACUUCGAGUCCUUUUUUCCGAUUGAGGUUUACGGUUGUUCUUUUACAAUCGAAUAAACUAAAUACCAUGAAUUCGAUUGAUGAAAUUUUAAAGACAAAUUCUCAACUAAGUCAAUCACCUGGUUGAGCAAAGCAUAUGGAGGUUUAAUGAGCGCUUUUCAUUCGACUCAUUACUUCGAAUGAAUUUGAAUGACAAUCUUCAUCAUAAAGACAUCAAGAGAAUACGAGAAGACCCCUGCUGCUCUGAUAUAGCUUUUUCAUAAAAAAAUUUAGUCGUCGAAGGGAUACAAAAAGUAUAUUCAGAAUAUCAGCCAUCAUGUUGGAUGCAAGCGCUUAACUCUCCCCGGACUUAUGUUUGAGUAUAACUUGGGGAGAGCAUGGUUAAUGACAAAUCUAGGGAUGAAUACCGUGUAGUCAGAAGAAAAUCAGCCCGAUAGAACGGCCUGACAGACUGCUAUUAGUCUUUUAUGAAUAUUUUUGUUACAUGGAUUUGAUUGCAGUAACAAGAAAUGAGGCUCUGAACAAAAUAAAAACUGAACCAUUAUCAUUAUUUUGUCACGAUGGAAAGAACUAAAAGAAAUGUCAAAAAAAGUUUCCAAUUUUUACAGGUUGAAGCUUUAAAUGCAAGCUACUUGAUGAUUUUUUUUAAUUCGAUGUUGUAAAUUAUGCGGAUAUUUAAAUUAUGUUGACUGUGUUAUUUUGUAUUAAUUAUUUAUUUAAACAUUUUGCGGUAUCGGUGAAUUUACUAAAAUUUAUUCACUUUAAUAUACUUUCAAAAACACGUCAAUCCGAGCAUUUUAUUGAGACUUAUAGUACGGGAAGCAAAGUCAAAAUUUAACCAGAAGUAUUAGCUGAGAAUUGGCACACACUUUUAUGAUUUGAAGCAUUUUGAGAAAAAAAAAUGUAUACAGAAAUUGGGAUGACGAAUAGUAAAAAAAACUGAGUUUGAAAUGAGAAAAUGCUUUUUUGUUAUAUUUCAAACACUUGAAGGAAAACUGUUCUUAUAAAAUGACAACUCAGUACUUCUAAUGUAAAAAGUUGUGAGAUCCAUGAAAUACCAAGUCGAUUGAUUUAUUUAGGGACCUUCUGUCUUAAGUUAUUACGAAAUUAGCUAAUCUAACAACAUCUUAUAGUGACCACAUGUUGUUAGAUUAGCUAAUUUCGUAAUAACUUGAGUAGGGACUGAAUAAAUCAACCGACUUGGUAUUACAUCACAUUUUUGUUUUUGUUGGCAUCUCAUUUCUUUUUGUAGAUAGACCUUUUUUCCUUUCCAAUGCCCUAAACUUCUUAAAUUUUCCGGUCGCUUCUUAGUCUAUUGUAUUCACAAAUUGAGGAUUCUUGCAGUUUAGUACCUUCCAAAGUCGACAUUAAUUAGAUGUAACUCACGAAAAUGCCACGUAAGCUUGACCGGAUGUAAAUACUGCGGAACCGAUAUCCAUCAGCGCAACGGGACUUUAAAGUACUUAAAACGUAUCAAAAUAUUUUAAAAUUAACGUUCAAAUCGACAGUAAAUCGAUGAGUAAGCCUUUCAGUCGUCAAACUAAUAUAGCAAUCGAACUAAUAAACGAAAAUAUCAAACUUAUAGGUAAGAUUUCGAGGCACAUCCGAACAGUUGGUGUAUCUACAAAACUGCAGAAGUUAUAGGGAACUUCGCGGGGGCAUUGCUGCCCUUUUUUGCGAAUAAUUAGCCCUGAUGUGAGAUUGCUUUCUUAUUUUCCCGUUGCUGUUAGUUUAAAAUCAUCGCAAAGACAAACAUCAAAGUAUGUUGUGUUUCUGAAGCUCUCCGAUUCAUUUUCCAAUCAAAGUUUUUUGGAAAUUCCACCGUAGUACUGUUUUUUUUUAUUAGAUUUGAAUAAGAAAGAGUAUGGAUCAGGAAAGGGUACCAAAAUAAUUGCAUUCAACUUGUCUUCGGUUAAUCUUUUGAUAUGAAAAAGAAAAACCUGGAAUUUUAAUAAAAUAACAAAAUUUUCACGCUUAGACCCUGAGGUUGGAAUUGAUACAUUUAAUUUUCAUAUUAAAAACGUAUUAAAGAUUAUUUUCAACUAUUAUAUUGAUAAUAAUCAAUCAAAAUCUGUGUUUAGAUUUACCGAUACCACUAAAAACUAUUUGAAAUCCAUUGUAUUAUAUUUAAUGUGUAUAUAAUUUUUCAAAAUAAUUUUCUGGAAUCUAUUAGAAGUAACAGAAGUAAAUUUAUUGUGAAUAUUACAAAACAUGUACUUGUCUUCAUCAAAAAGUUCAGUCAAUGUAUAGAUGUUGACAACUCUUACUUUAGCUUAAUUUAUUUAGGUUAGUAUACCCGGUGUUUUGGUGAUUCAUGUCAAGUACAAAUAAUAAAAAGAAAACAACAAUUUUGUGUAAUGAAAUCUUUGCCAAUUAGUUCGUGAAUGUUAUUAUUAUGGGACUGUGGCAAUCAAACACCAAAGCGUUCGUUAUUUAACAUAAACUAAUUACUAUGAGUUCGUCCUGCAGAGGAGUACUUCCUUUAUCAGGAACAACUCCAAAAAACCUUCCUCCUAUAACAAAUUUACCUUAUCUUACUUAAAAAUUAUCCAAAGAAUUUUCUUUUUUAACUACGUGCCUCCUUUAAACUCACGAAAUGAGUCUUGGUGAGUAGAGGCGGCUCCCAACGUCUACUACAAAAUGUAUGUGACUCUAGUAAAUUUUAUUUUGGCUAUGUAUCAAAACAAAAUUUUGGCCAGUAUAGGAGACGUUUUGAUAUUAGUUUUAACAUAAUUCCCGAUGCAUAACUCAGAUUGAGGCUACUAAAUUAGAGGUAUCAGAAUUCUCUGAAGAGAUACAACAAGAUUGAAACCAUCAAAGAUGUCGACAUAGACAACAAAUUAUCAAAAUUUUAAAGGAAAAAGAUAAAAUGAUCCAUUUUAUUUGGAAAAAACUUGAUAUAAUUCCAAAAACAUCGGUAUGUAUUUAAAUUUCAUUUGUAUAUAGUUAAUUGUAUUAUAAUUAUUAUCUAUUAUAUAAGUUAUUUUUCUAUUGACCAUCGUCUUCAUCAGAUUUCGAAACUGAAAAUGUAAAUAUUAUUAUUAUAAUGAUCAUCAGUGG
Diorhabda carinulata is the source of this 5023-nucleotide messenger RNA. RefSeq lists its product as uncharacterized. The transcript is spliced from 5 exons. The record is from RefSeq and is a predicted model, not a curated record. NCBI's taxonomy places the organism in Eukaryota, Metazoa, Arthropoda, Insecta, Coleoptera, Chrysomelidae. Bases 186 to 1559 code for a protein of 457 amino acids.